AUAUUACAAUGCAGGAAUAAAUGCAUGUUUAUGUUUUGUUUUGUUAGUAUCCCCGAGUUUGCCAGCUUGAUGUCCGAGAUAAAAAUUACGGAUGCAAUGGACGAUAACGCGGAUACUACACCAGAUUUAGAGUCCUUCAAUGGCUAUGGUUUUAACAAUUGCACACCUGCCGAAGCAUUUAUUCAAGGCCUCUCCGGAAUGGUAAAUCAGAGUGAUGUUGAGACCAUGAUAAGAGCACAAAAACAAAUGCUACAGCGGUUUGAGAAGACGAAUGAAAUGCUGCUGAACUGCAAUGCCUUGUCCCAAAGUCGUUUAAAGAACGCAAAUGAGAAAUUUAAACGACACGUUAAAUUGCUGAGUGAAAUGAAAAAAGAUCUGGAUUACAUAUUUCGUAAAGUGCGCAUUAUUAAGCAGAAACUACAGCAGCAAUAUCCCGCUAUAUAUGCGGAAGUCCAGCCUCAGCGAAGCAGCCUGGCCGAAGAGGCGGAAGAUGAAACAGAAAGUGCGAAGCCUGCGCAGAUUGCGGAAACAGCAGAGCCGAAGCCGGCCGUGGAGCAAACACCCAAGAAGAGCGGAGCCACGAUCGAGUAUGUGCAAAUGCAGGAGGCCAUCGAAAAUGGAACAGUCGAGAUUGAAAAUGAACUCAUAAAACGUGUGUGUUCCGUGGAGACUGCAAAUCCUAAUGACUCCUCCGAUUGUACGUCAGAGGACACUGGCUAAUCAUUAGUUCAUAUUUAGAUUUAUUUAACCUAAAGCCUAGUAAUGUAUUUAUGAUACAGUAUUUAUAAAAGCUAGUGGAAUAUUAUGUAUAAGG
This is a messenger RNA of Drosophila novamexicana, 814 nucleotides long. Its product is annotated as kxDL motif-containing protein CG10681. Lineage: Eukaryota; Metazoa; Arthropoda; Insecta; Diptera; Drosophilidae. Gene Ontology annotation, cellular component: BORC complex. The transcript has 2 exons. The coding region runs from base 25 to 720 and encodes 231 amino acids. Gene Ontology annotation, biological process: lysosome localization. The record is from RefSeq and is a predicted model, not a curated record.